AUGUUUAGUUGCCUCGAACAAAAUGUAAAAUUUCGUUUGACAGUUAAAAAAAAAGAAAUAGCUGUAAACAAACAAUGGAUGGAUGUUCAGUUAGAAAUUAAUUCGUUAAAAUAUAUCAUGAGACGGUUACCUCUUUGGAAAAUCGUAGUUUUACUGGGUUUUAGCUUUAUGAUAAUUUAUUUAUACUCUUGGAUUAGUAACGAUGAUGUGAAGAGCUUUGUACAUAGACCUCGGGCUCCAGUGAGCACUAAAUUAUUAACGUUAAGACAUCAAAGUACUAUACCUCAGAAGACUACCAUAAACAGGAUCGUUUUGUCGUUCGUUGUGUGUGACUCAAGAUUCAACGAAUCCCUGAAUGUGGUUAAAUCCGUGUUACUGUUUACUAAGACUCCUGUGCUCUUCGUCAUAUUCACAGACGACAAUCUUAAAUUGAAAUUCAAUGACACUCUUAGCAACUGGAGAGUGCUAACUGACUACCAGCUUGAUUUUGAGCUCCACAGCAUUAACUUCCCUGAGGAAUAUGUAGACGAUUGGAUGAACUUAUUCAGCAAGUGUGCUGCGCAACGACUAUUUAUACCGAAACUGAUAACCCACAUUGAUGCCAUGAUCUAUGUUGACACCGACACCCUGUUCCUGGGCCCCGCCGAUGAGUUGUGGCGCAAAUUCUCCCUGUUCAACAGCUCACAAAUAUCUGCCAUGGCCCUGGAAAAUGACAAUCCUAAUGUGUCUUGGUAUCCUAGAUUUGCUAAGCAUCCAUUUUAUGGAAAGUAUGGGCUAAAUUCAGGUGUGAUGUUAAUGAACCUGACAAGAAUGAGGGAUUUUGCUUGGGUUGACUAUGUAACCCCAAUUAUGCUUAAAUGGAAAUUGUAUAUACCAUGGGGAGACCAGGAUAUAAUAAACGUGAUAUUCCACUACCACCCCCGCGCGGUGCUGGAGCUGUCGUGCCGGUACAACUACCGCACGGACCAGUGCAUGUACGGCGACGCGUGCGCCGCCGCGACCGCCGACGGCGUGUUCCUCCUGCACGGCAGCAGGAAGGCCUUCCACGCGCACAAGCAGCCCGCUUUUGAGGCAGUAUACCGGGCCGUCGAGGAGUGGUCGGUCGGCUUGGACCCCUCCGACUUGCCGGCCGUCCUCGAGCGCUACUUCACGGAGGCCCCGCCCUCGCUCUGCGGCAACCUCAAGGACGCCUUCCUGAAGGUCCCCACGGCCACAAUAGCCAAGCUGCACAGAAAACCCGACAGGUAUAUACACAUUGCAGUAUACCGGGCCAUCGAGGAGCGGCCGUCGUCGAGCGCUACUUCAUAGCGCCCCGCCCUCGCUCUGCGGCAACCUCAAGGACGCCUUCCUGAAGGUCCCCACGGCCACAAUAGCCAAGCUGCACAGAAAACCCGACAGGUAGCGAUUUCAUCUUACCAAGUUGAAGAGCGAAGGGACCAUGACAACGAGGUGAAUAACUAAGACUAAAUUGGAGGUAAGGUUGGAAAAUGAUCUUUAAAAGUUAUCAUUAGUACAGUUUUUAUUUCAAAAGAGUUGGAUCGAAUCCGUAACUCGGUGCCUUUAAAUAAUAUUACAAGUUUACAACGAAUUACGUAUUCUUUUUCGACUAUCGUAGAAAUGCUGCCCAAUUAUUGUAAGGAUAGACUGACGUCUCAGUCGGACUCGAUUGGGCAGCUAGUAUCAAUCAAACAAAUUACAGGUAUCAUAGUUUACGUAAUAAGGUAGUUUCAGUCGCUUAACAUUAAAUUAUGAGUCACAGGAAACCGUCGCCUAAAUGCUGCUCCAUACAAUCGAUGUUACGCUGUCAUUAACGUGACAUACUUAUAUCUUUGUCUGGUAGUAUUAGUUGUUGAAAAAUGGUAUAGAAACAUUGACGUAUUAUAUCUAAGGACGGGCCUUACGGGCUCUAAAAAUGGUACUAGUUCAGCGGUGUCACUCACGAACUCGAGCCAAUCGUGCAGUCUAACGCAACUAGUUGCGACCACUCACGCGCGUGAUGUGGACUCGUCAACCAAUCACGCUGUAGCGGUGUCUCACCUCUGUACUAAGGGCCUACCGCGAGCCAUGUUCGACGUGUUGCCUUCCUGUCACACUUACGUAUGAAUUUACAAGUGCGACAGAGAGACAACACGUCGAACGUAGUACGCGGUAGGUCCUCUGUCCCCAUUCGAGUUCGAAUCGGGCGGUGUAUGGCGGCGGCUAGGUUCGUGUGACUCUUAAUCUAGAGAGCGACUAAGGUAUUUAAAUGUAUUACAUUAUUUAAUCUAAAUUACUACUCAUAUUUAGUCUUCGAAUUCCGUGAUUACGUUAGUAAAUAAAAGUUGUGUUUCGGAAAAAAUGGACCUUAUUACGGCAGUGUAAUGCAUCUACUACUCUACUAGUAUACGUAAUGACGAUGAUAAUGAUCAUUACUAUUCAUUAAAAUCGGCCAAGAGCAUGUCAGACCAUCCUCAGUGUAGGGUUUCGUAGUUACCAUUCCGUAAAAGGUAACGGAUGGUUACAGUUCACGAUUCAAUUAAUGGUUGACGGUCAAAAAUUGUCAAUUGCAUUAACGUUUCGGCCAGCACUGGAAUUACCUUUGCAGCGCUUUUUACGUCGUUUUACUAAGAGGAGAAGUUUUUAUGCAAUAACACAAAAACGACUGGAUCGAUCAUGUACGCAAUAGUUUUCAUUUAAAGUAUUUAUUAUAGGUCAGAAAAUGAAUGCUUAAAAAACGUUGUAGAGGGAAAUGCUAGGAACACAAUUUUUGACUCCGUAACUUUGUUUAGACUAGUUGGGAGGUGAACAUAUCAAAAGUCCCCGGCUGUAGUCCCGGUGCUGGGGGGUAGAGGGGGGUACGAAGGUCGAAUUUUUCGGUUUUUCAUUGAUAUCUUGGAAACUUUGCGUCUUAGCGACAUGACUACUAAGACAAACCGAAAGCUGAUAAAAUUAGUUACAAGUUUUAUCUAGUCAAGUUUUUCGAUAUCCUGAAUAGUUUUUGAGAUAUCCGCUCUUGAAAGUUUAUUUAGGGAUUUUAAUAAUUUUAUCUUGAUAUCUACAUCAGUGAAGCUGUUAGGCCGUGUUUGGUAACAUUUUCGUGUAAAUCGGGGGUGCUGAAUUAAUUUAUGGUAUCACAUUGCCACUAUUCCGAAGUAAAACCAAAAUUAAAAAAAGGUAUUUGUUUAAAGUUUAUAUGUUUUUUCUUAGGAAUGGUGUCAAUGUGAUACCAAUUAUUCAGCGCCCCCAAUUUAUACGAAAAUGAUACCAAACAUGGCCUAGCAGCUUCACUAAUGUAGAUAUCAAGAUCAAAUUGAAAGCCCUAAAUAAACUUUCAAGAGCGGAUAUCUCAAAAACUAUUCAAGAUAUCGAAAAACUUGACUGAAUAAAACUUGUAACAAAUUUUAUCAGCUUUUGGUUUGUCUUAGUAGUCAUGUCGCUAAGACGCAAAGUUUCCAAGAUAUAAGUGAAAAAACCGGCCAAGUGCGAGUCGGGGUCGCGUUCCAAGGGUUCCGUAUUACACAAUUUUUAACAAUGUAAACAAUGUAUUUUUUUAUGUGAAACGUGAGUGAAACGUCUUUAAAAAAUCCGUAGGGGUUGGAUCAAAAACUAAGUAAUUAAGUCCGACUCACGCUUGGCUGUAGAUUUCUAAUAGGUUUUCCUGUUAUCUAUAGGUAUAGGCAUAUUUUAUGUAAUUUUUUUCAAAAUUUUAGACCCAGUAGUUUCGGAGAUAAAGGGGGGGGGGAAUGGUCAUUUUUUGUCUAUUUUCUGGAAUUACUUCUAAACUGUUUAUACGAAAAAUAUAAAAAAUAUAUAUUUGAGAUCCUCACAAUAAGCUCUUUCAUUUGAUAUGUAACACGAUAUAGUUUGAAAAACUUUAUUUAUUAAUUUUCUCAUUUACCCCCCAAAAGUGGCCCCCAUGUUUAAAAUUCAUUUGUUUACGUUGCAUGUCCGUCUUUGGGGUCACAAACUUACAUAUAUGUACCAAAUUUCAACUUAAUUGGUCCAGUAGUUCCGGAGAAAAUCGGCUGUGACAGACAGACGUACGAGUGAUCCUAUAAGGGUUCCGUUUAUUCCUUUUGAGGUACGGAACCGUUAGAACCGAAAAAUGAGACCUUCUUUCCCUACCCCCCAGAACCGGGGCUACGGGCGGGGACUUUUGAUAUGUUCACCUCCUAACUAGUCCAAACAAAGUUCAUCAUCAUCAUCAUUAACUUAAGAGGUAUUCUCUUGUCGGUGGAGUAUCUUCCAGCUUUCCCUAUCCUGCGCCAGCUCUUUGACUUUACAACAAAACCAAACUUUCCAAACAAUGUUACGGAAUCAAAAAUUGUGUUCCUAGCAUUUCCCUCUAUAGUCUAUACCUUCUUAUUGCUUGGCCUAUUAAGCAUUCUAGGUGACUAUGAAACCCUAAAAAUGAGAUCAAUCAUAUAUUUCAACUUCAAGUGAGAUAUACACUUUGCGACGUUUACUGCACUAAGGUACAUUUUUUCUGAGGCACAAUUAAAUGUCACCAAUGUAUUUAUAUUUAUACAGUUAAGAUUUAAAGUAUUUGAAAUGUUGCCUUAAUAUAAUAUCAUAGUAUUCACGAGGGUAUUAUGUUAAAUUAAAUACACCCAUUUUUGUUACCAAGAGACCAACUGACAUUAUUACCUUGUGUAAGUUUACAUUUAUUUACUGUUUAUUGGCUUUGUCGUAGCCUAAGCAUUUAUUUAUAGACAAAGAGCUGAAUCGGAAAAUGGUAAACGCCAAUGAGAGCAACGCAACCGCUCCAGUUAUAUGCUACACUAUUGAUAUUAAAGUACUUGAGUCAGGAAACUCACUCCGGCCUCCACCAAUGGACAGCUGCCAGAUUCGUGAAACAAGUAAUAAAUUCAGUAGUACAUAUAAACUAAUUAGACCGGUUUUAUCGCUCUCAUUAUCAUAAAUCACUCUCCGGGAGCUCUUAGUCUAAUAAUUAUUCGUUAAUGUGACGCACGCACGGUUAAUAUUUAAUCUUGUUAGAAGUUUUCCAUUCUCAGAAAAUAUGUCUGCUAUCUGAUGACUGCGACGGUAUAUUUAUGUAUAAAAUGUAUGUAUGUAAAGAGUUAAUCGUAGGGUGACAAGCAAAAGUCACUAAGUACUACCACAAGUUCAUAUAGCCAUAGUGAACUAUAUUAGUACUAAACGAAGGUCGAUUUUUGUAUUUUUUUUUUUUGUGAUUAGUGACUUUUGCUUGUCACCUGACGAAAUGGGUUGUGUUUAGACGCAACCGUAGACCUGAGUACCUCCGAGUUCUCAUGAAAUGGGAACAACAGGGGAGUUAUUGGACUGAACAAAGGACCACUUACACCAAUCACAAUUAGUCAAUCACAUUAGUAAUUUUUAUUUGUUUUACUUCAUUAUAUUUCCCAAGUUAUCGUGACAAAUAGAUUUCCGCAUUAUUAUAGAUACCUACCUAGUUACCUACUUAGGGAUCUAAGUGUUAAUUGGGUAAACAAAUAUGAUUUUGAAAGUGACUGAUAAAAAUGAGUUUCACAUUUUGAGUAUAUUUCAGGCAAUUUUUGCUCGUUAAAAUGCCCGUGGUUCGUAUUCAUUCGGUUCCCAAUGAACCUGGGACCUAAUGCAGAAAUUGAGCAAAUCAAGGAGAACACGAACAUCUACUUAGGUACUCGUUUACGUCUGCUGACGGCUGUCGAUGCGAUUGAAGAGAGAAAGGAAGUAGAAUUUACCCGGAGUCUGUUUCUAAUCUUUGUCGCUUAUCUUAAUCGCUGCAUUCACUACUGUGUCUCCGUGAAACGUAGUUAGAAUACAUACACACACAGGUUGACCAAAUAUAAAUUUACCUAUAUGUAGGUACUAAAUUCAGUGAAAUGUGCAGCGACAUGAGUCAGACCUUGCAAGUAAUAAGGGUACGUAAAUUCGGAGUUCCCAAGCCAAAACCAGAUUAAACUACCAUGUAUUAGAGGGCGCCUUGAACACAACGGAAGUCAUACUGAAUAACAGGAAAGAAAAUUAUACAUAAUAUUAAAACCUUGACCUGUUAGAGACAUGCAAAAGUUUAUAAUUUAAUUUAUUCAAACAUUAGACCAGCGGUGGAACAAAAAUGGGUUUUGAUAACAUUAAAGUUUUUUCUUUUUUGAUAUGUUAUUGUAAGCAUGUUAAAUAACAUUCAUGUAAAAAGUUAGAAAAUUUUAGGUGGAGCGUUCGGCCAUAUUUAAAUUUUCAAUUUUUGCUAAAUAACUAUGUAAAUAUAAAAUUAAAGUUACAAAAAACUUUAACAUAUUCAAUAACACUUUAAUUUAUUCACAAUAUUCGGUUUUUAGAAAUCUGGAACAGCUGCUUUCUGGUGAACGUAAAAACAGGAAUUAUUAUGUAAAUACAGAAUUAGAGUAGCUGAUAUUGCAAAAUUACGAUAUUAUCUAUCAACUUAGUAUACAUGUAAAAAGUUAGAAAUGUAGACAAUGUGCUUGUCUAGAUAUUGAUUUCUCGUUAAGCAGUAUAGCCAAUAUUGAAUUAAAGUUUGUAGAGUUAAU
Messenger RNA from Cydia fagiglandana, 6488 nucleotides. RefSeq names its product glucoside xylosyltransferase 1 (gene shams). Gene Ontology annotation, biological process: protein O-linked glycosylation via N-acetylgalactosamine. Gene Ontology annotation, molecular function: UDP-xylosyltransferase activity. Lineage: Eukaryota; Metazoa; Arthropoda; Insecta; Lepidoptera; Tortricidae. The transcript has 7 exons. The record is from RefSeq and is a predicted model, not a curated record. The coding region runs from base 1 to 1308 and encodes 435 amino acids.